This is a messenger RNA of Sarcophilus harrisii (Tasmanian devil), 4339 nucleotides long. It is a transcript of the gene CDH1, whose product is annotated as cadherin 1. Gene Ontology annotation, cellular component: adherens junction; plasma membrane; catenin complex. NCBI's taxonomy places the organism in Eukaryota, Metazoa, Chordata, Mammalia, Dasyuromorphia, Dasyuridae. The transcript is spliced from 16 exons. Gene Ontology annotation, molecular function: calcium ion binding; cadherin binding. Bases 185 to 2863 code for a protein of 892 amino acids. Gene Ontology annotation, biological process: homophilic cell-cell adhesion; adherens junction organization; calcium-dependent cell-cell adhesion. The record is from RefSeq and is a predicted model, not a curated record.
GUGCGUGCGGACCAAUCAGCAGCUCCGGGGGGCGGGUCCCUCGGGACUCACCUGGCUGGCCGCUGGCUUGCUGCCGCAGUAUUAGAACCCUUGGGAGUGACUGGGAACCUUUGAUUCGGACACCUGCACCGCUCGGGCCGCAGCCCCGUUACAGCCCCAGCUGCGGCCGCACCCCCGAAGCACCAUGGGCACUAAUCGGAACUGGUCUCUCAGCCUUGUCUCUCUUCUCCUGCUGCUGCAGGUGUCGUUAUGGCGUUGCGAGGACGCUGGGCUUUGCCGUUCGGGCUUCGCCUCCGAAAGUUAUACCUUCGAGGUGUCCCGGGCAUACCUGGAGCGAGGCCGAAUCCUGGGCCAAGUUAACUUUGAAAGCUGUUCUGGAAGAAAGCUGAAUGCCUAUUUUCCUGAGGAUUCAAGAUUCAAAGUGACUCCUGAAGGUGUUGUAGUUGUCAAGAGGGCUCUACAUCUCUACAAUUUAGAAACUAGCUUUAAUGUUUAUGCUUGGGAUGCUGCAGGUAAAAAACUCUCAACCAAAGUGACAUUAAAGAAGCCAUUACUACACCAUCAACGACACCGCGUUCAUCAACGCCAGCAAGUAGAGGAAUCUCUCCCAGAAGAACAAAGAGAAGUAAUGACUUUUCCUCCUCUCCGCCCUGUUCAUAGGAGGCAGAAGAGAGAUUGGGUUAUUCCUCCUAUUAGCUGCCCAGAAAAUGAGAAGGGUCCAUUCCCUAAAAUGUUGGUUCAGAUCAAAUCCAACCGAGAUAAAGAGACAAAAGUUUUCUACAGCAUCACAGGGCAAGGAGCUGAUGAGCCUCCACAAGGGGUCUUUAUUAUUGAAAGAGAAACGGGGAUCCUGAAAGUGACAAUGCCUUUGGACAGAGAACACAUUGCCAAAUACGUCCUUUACUCCCAUGCUGUGUCUUCAAAUGGCCAACCUGUGGAGGAUCCGAUGGAAAUAGUGAUUAGAGUAACAGAUCAGAAUGACAAUCGUCCCGAGUUUACACAGGAGGUUUUCAGAGGGUCUGUGAUGGAAGGAGCUCAUCCAGGUACCUCUGUCAUGCAGGUGUCAGCCACUGAUAAGGAUGAUGAUGUGAAUACCUACAAUGCUCUGAUUGCUUAUUCCAUUCUCAGCCAGGAACCCAAGGCACCCCAUGAUAGUAUGUUCACCAUUAACCGGAGAACUGGAGUCAUCAGUGUGGUCACAACUGGUCUAGACAGAGAGAGCAUCCCAGAAUAUACACUGAUUGUCCAAGCUGCUGACUUAGAUGGGGAAGGUUUAAGCACCACGGCCACAGCGGUGAUUACAGUCACGGAUACAAAUGACAAUCCCCCUAUCUUCAACCCAACCACGUAUGUGGGAACCGUGCCUGAGAACGAAGUGGAUGCAGUCAUUACAACGUUGAAAGUGACCGAUGCGGACGUUCCUCAUACCCCAGGAUGGAGGGCAGUCUAUUCUGUCCAAAAUGAUGAAAAGGGUCUCUUUGUUGUUACCACCAACCCCGAAACCAAUGAAGGAAUUUUGAAAACGGCCAAGGGCUUGGAUUUUGAGGCCAAACAACAAUACAUUCUUCAUAUAACAGUAGUGAAUGAGAUUCCAUUUGUUGUUGCCCUCCCUACCUCCACGGCCACAGUCACUGUGGAUGUCUUGGAUGUGAACGAAGCGCCGGUCUUUAUGCCACCAGUUAUGAAAUUGGAGAUUCCAGAGGAUUUUGAAGUAGGCAAGAAAAUUACAGCCUACACUGCACAGGAUCCCGACAAGUUUCUGUCACAGAUAAUAACGUAUCGUUUGUGGAGGGAUCCAGCCAACUGGUUGGAAGUAAAUCCUGAGACUGGAGUCAUUGUUACUCGGGACAUUCUGGAUAGAGAGAAUUUAGAGUAUGUGAAGAAUAGUACCUACACGGCCCUCAUCGUGGCUGUGGAUGAUGGUUCUCCUCCAGCUACAGGCACAGGAACCCUUCUAUUGCUUCUUUCUGAUGUGAAUGAUAAUGGCCCAGUACCAGACCCUCGAAAAAUGGACAUUUGCCAGAGAGAUCCAGAACCUCAGAUCAUAAAUAUUAUUGAUCCAGAUCUUCCACCAAACACUUCUCCUUUCACAGCAGAAUUAACACAUGGAGCUAGUGUUAACUGGACUUUUUCAUAUAAUGAUGAUACAAGAGAAUCUCUGACUUUGAGGCCAAAGAAAGAAUUAGAAAUUGGGGAACACAAGAUAAAUCUCAAGCUAACAGACAACCAGAAUAAGGACCAGGUGACCACCUUGGAGGUGUACGUGUGUGACUGUGAAGGGGCUGUAUCCAAGUGUACGAAGACGGGUGUAAUUGCCCAGACCGGCAUGGGUGUACCGGCUAUCCUGGGAAUACUAGGAGGAAUCCUGGUACUGCUGAUUUUACUACUGCUCCUGCUCCUCUUUAUCCGAAGACGGCCAGCAGUGAAAGAGCCAUUAUUGCCACCUGAUGAUGACACCCGAGACAAUGUCUAUUAUUAUGAUGAGGAGGGCGGUGGAGAAGAAGACCAGGACUUUGACCUGAGUCAGUUGCACCGAGGUCUGGAUGCUCGACCAGAAGUGAUCCGUAAUGAUGUAGCACCAACACUCAUGAGCGUCCCCCAGUAUCGACCUCGUCCAGCAAAUCCAGAUGAAAUUGGCAAUUUCAUUGAUGAGAACCUGAAGGCUGCUGACAGUGACCCCACAGCUCCCCCAUAUGACUCUCUACUGGUGUUUGACUAUGAAGGAAACGGCUCUGAGGCAGCCUCCCUGAGCUCCCUGAACUCUUCUGGCUCCGACGAAGACCAGGAUUACGAUUACCUGAAUGAAUGGGGCAAUCGCUUUAAAAAGCUGGCUGACAUGUAUGGUGGAGGGGAGGAUGACUAAAGCCACACCUGAGCUGAACAAGGGCAAGAAUCGGUCCCUAGUGGCUGUCAUCCGCGGGCAUCCAAGGAAAGGGGCAGGGGCUGGAUCAGUUCUAUCCCUACCUCCCUUAACUGUAUAACACAAAUUAUUGCUAAUUUACAAGGUUAGUUUUAUAUUUUAAGGCUAGUAUAUAUCAAUUCUCUCUGCUCCCACCCUCACCUCAUCUUUAAUUUCUUGUAAGAUAUGAGUAAAGGAAAUGUAUUUCCGAGGCAAUUUUUCAGGCUUUGCUGUCAGGCAGUUCUUUGAAACAGAUGGCAGCUCUCCCCUCACCCCCGUGUCCCACUUUAAAAAUGUGUGUAAUGUUUUUUGUGUGUUUUUUUUUUUUUUCCAUUUGUGCUUUUACACUGGUUCCAAAUUGCUUCCUUCCCACUCCCAUUGUCAUAUCUUCCCAGGCAGGAACUCUUGCAAACACAUACCUUAGUUGGCAUUUAUUAGCAAAAAGCGUGACUGCCCAUGUCACUUUAUAAAUUUGAUCUUGUAAUGUUCAUAAGUUUUCCUUUAUUACUAGUUUCCUACUUCUAAAGGUUGUGGAGUGACAGUGGUCAUGGGUCAUUAUUACCCAAUGGAUAGAGCAUCCCCCCUUCCCUCUGAAGUCAGGACUUGCAUUCUGAUGCAGCCUCAGACACUUGGUAGCCAUGUGACCCUACAGAAGUCAACUUAUCCCCAUGUGCCCUCAAUUUAUAAAUAAAUAAAUUGGUUUAUAUAUGUGUAUAUAUAAACAUAUAUAUACAUGUGAGGCAGUUGGGAUUAAGUGACUUACCUAAGGUCAUACACCUUAGGUGUAUAUUUAUUGCACCAUUUAGCUGCCCUAGUAAGUGUCAUUCUUAUUAUUGAGACUAUUGGAGAGAGACUGAGGAAGGGGGUGGGAAAUAGGGAUUUUUUUUUUUCAUGUCAUAAUUAAUAGAAUGAAACCAUGGGUGCAACCACCAAAGACUGAAAACAAUAGGUUAGAGUGGAAGCAAUAGACAAAAACUUUGGAGAAGGAAGCUUUAACAAGUUCCUGGAGAUGGGGAUUAUUUCCAGGAAGAGCAUUACCAUUUAAACAACGGUCUUGCAGGUUCUAACAUUCUGCACAGAUUUACAGACCCCCCCCUUUGGGUCAUGUCUCCUAAAUGUACUAGCAGACAGACAACAAGAAAAACAGAGGAAGUUAGCAAGCAGACAUCUUUCCUAGAGAUAGAUUAAAUUGUUUAAAUUCUCCCCCUCAUUAGACCGUAGACCGGCAGGUGAGGUUCUGAACAGACUAAUUUUGUCGAAAUGGCCAUUGAGGCUUUGGUGCUUCCUGUUUAGCUCAGCCUCUGAAAGGUCUUUUGUUUUUUGUAGACAAACAGUCUGUGUUGAUUUAGGUUCUUUUGAAUAUUGUACAGUGAGUAUGGAAGUCAAACCCUUGAAAAUGCAUUUUUAUAAAUUUUUAUUAAAUAAUUUUGUUAAACUGUU